This is a messenger RNA of Polistes canadensis, 3769 nucleotides long. Its product is annotated as glutamine--fructose-6-phosphate aminotransferase [isomerizing] 2. NCBI's taxonomy places the organism in Eukaryota, Metazoa, Arthropoda, Insecta, Hymenoptera, Vespidae. The record is from RefSeq and is a predicted model, not a curated record. Gene Ontology annotation, biological process: UDP-N-acetylglucosamine metabolic process; fructose 6-phosphate metabolic process; carbohydrate derivative biosynthetic process. Gene Ontology annotation, molecular function: L-glutamine:D-fructose-6-phosphate transaminase (isomerizing) activity; carbohydrate derivative binding. The transcript is spliced from 12 exons. Bases 523 to 2553 code for a protein of 676 amino acids.
AGAGGGAGAGAGAGGGAGAUAAAUAGAAGAUAGGGCGUAAAGGUUGAGAAUGGCCAAGGCAAAUGACUUUCUUCGUUGAAGAAAAAAAACGAAGACACAAUAUAGGAGCCAUAAAAAGGAUUAAGAGAGAGAGAGAGAGAGAGAGAGAGAAGAUGUGCCGGCUGGGCGGCGGUUGAUGCGCGCGCAUCCAGUUAAGAGAUAGCGGUAUCGGCGCGCGAGCGUGUUUGUUGUGUUUGUGUUUGUGUCGUGUCGUGUCGUGUCGUAUCAUAAGAGCGGGCUGAACAGUGUCGCGUGGCUCAGACCAACUUGGACCGUCUCUUCAAGUGGGACUUUGUGUUUAUUCACGCGUUGUUAACUGCAAUACCUACCGCGUUAAACUGCCAGCUGGAGAAAGAGUUGACCUAUAUAGAAUCGGGAAUCAAAGGAUUACUGCCUACCCUAACGUAUCGUAACUUGUCCAGUGUUUAAUCGGCCACAUUUUCACUGGCAUCGAAUUCAAACUGAAAGAUUAACUACGGCAACAUGUGCGGAAUAUUUGCUUAUCUUAACUAUCUCACGCCGAAGAGUAGAAAGGAGAUUUUGAAGCUUCUCGUUGGUGGAUUGAAAAGAUUGGAAUACCGUGGAUAUGAUUCUGCAGGCGUUGCCCUUGAUACAGCAGGAGGAAGAGAUAUUUCCAUCAUCAAGAAGCAAGGAAAGGUCAAGGCACUCGAAGAGGAAAUCUUUAACUGUACAGACAUUGAUUUUGAAUCUAAAACUGAUAGUCAUGUUGGUAUCGCCCACACUCGUUGGGCCACUCAUGGUGUACCAUCCGAAGUGAAUUCCCAUCCGCAACGAUCCGAUUUUGAGCAUGGAUUCGUCGUUGUUCACAAUGGUAUCGUGACGAAUUACAAAGAAGUCAAAACAUUACUCGAGCAAAGAGGAUAUACUUUUGAGAGUGAAACCGAUACCGAAGUUAUUGCUAAAUUAAUUCACCAUCUUUGGAUUAUUCAUCCAGGAUAUUCUUUCCGUGAACUUGUCGAACAAGUCGUACAACAAAUAGAAGGGGCUUUUGCAUUGUGUUUCAAGAGCAAACACUUCCCCGGCGAGUGCGUAGCUACGAGAAGAGGUUCACCCCUUCUAGUUGGUAUCAAGACGAAAACAAGAUUGGCUACCGAUCACGUGCCCAUUUUAUAUGGCAAAGAUCAUCGUCCUCACGGACGUAAUGCCGAGCUUCCUGUGAUACCAAGAAGCGAGAGUACAUCCGAGUUUCAACCCUUGGAAGACAAAGAGGUGGAAUACUUUUUUGCAUCCGAUGCCAGUGCUGUGAUCGAACACACCAAUCGUGUUAUCUUCCUUGAGGACGACGAUGUGGCUGCUGUAAAGGAAGGAGCUCUCAGUAUCCAUCGAUUGCGUCGUUAUUUGGAUGAUCCUCACGCAAGGGAGAUCACGACCCUUAAAAUGGAAAUUCAACAGAUCAUGAAGGGUAACUACCAAUAUUUUAUGCAGAAGGAAAUCUUCGAACAGCCAGAAUCCGUGGUGAAUACGAUGAGAGGUCGUUUGAAUUUCCAAGACAACUCUGUCACCCUAGGUGGUAUCAAGGAUUACAUUCCUGAGAUAAAAAGAUGCAGACGAUUAAUGCUCAUCGGUUGUGGUACGAGUUAUCAUUCAGCCAUUGCAACGAGACAACUACUCGAAGAAUUAACAGAACUUCCGGUAAUGGUCGAACUGGCAUCAGACUUUUUGGAUAGAAAUACUCCAGUUUAUCGCGACGACGUAUGUUUCUUUAUUUCGCAAUCUGGCGAAACUGCCGACACCUUAAUGGCACUGAGAUAUUGCAAAGGUCGAGGUGCUUUGAUCGUUGGUAUUACGAAUACCGUCGGCAGUAGCAUUUGUCGCGAAUCGCAUUGCGGUGUACACAUUAACGCUGGUCCUGAAAUUGGUGUAGCCAGUACCAAAGCAUACACAUCUCAGUUUAUAUCCUUGGUAAUGUUUGCAUUGGUUAUGAGCGAGGAUAGAAUCUCUCUCGGUUCCAGACGUCAACAGAUCAUCGAAGGAUUGAAGAAUUUGGACAAAUUGAUUCGCGAGGUAUUGAAAUUGGACGAUGAAGUAAAGGAAUUGGCAAAGUCCUUGUUCCAACAUAAGUCUCUUUUGAUCAUGGGUAGAGGAUACAAUUUUGCCACGUGCAUGGAAGGUGCUUUGAAAGUGAAAGAGUUGACUUACAUGCACAGCGAAGGUAUCAUGGCGGGUGAAUUAAAACACGGUCCGUUGGCUUUAGUCGAUGAUUCCAUGCCCGUAAUCAUGAUAGUUAUGAGAGACCCUGUAUACGUGAAAUGUAUGAACGCUCUACAACAAGUAACAGCACGCGAAGGGAAACCUAUCGUUAUUUGCGAGGAAGGUGACAAAGAAACAAAAUCUUUUGCUUACAAGGCACUAGAAAUACCAAAAACUGUUGACUGCCUUCAAGGUAUUCUCACAGUUAUUCCUAUGCAACUAUUAUCUUUUCAUAUCGCAGUUUUGCGUGGUUGUAACGUCGAUUGUCCACGUAAUUUGGCAAAAUCCGUUACUGUUGAGUAAAAUUUUCUAAAUCGAUUAUAUUCGACAAUGAGCUAAGAAGCAGAUGAAGGAAGACAAGAAAGAGAGAGAGAGAGAGAGAGAGAGAGAGAGAGAGAGAGAGAGAGAGAGAGAAGAAAGAAUGUCACGAGACGAAGUUGAAAUUUUGAAUCUUUCGAGAGUUCAGAAAUAUUUAUCCAUUGGCGAUAAAAAUUAAACGAUCAAUACGAUUGUUUGUUCGUAUAAUUAUAGUACUAUUCGUUGUACGAUUAAUAACAUUGGACAACAAUACUAAUUACAUACACACGUUGUUUUUAUAAGGGCAACGCGGUUUUUCUUUUUUUCAAGAUUCUUUUUUCUCUCAAGGACCAACAGGGCUGUGUAUUUAGUCUACACGUCGAUUUCGAAAGUAUAUACUACUUAUAUACUUACAUACUUUUUGGUCAUAGCGAUGACGAAUUAAACUAGAUAUUUUUAAUUCAUUCGAAUUUCGAGUAUAACAAUAUGAUAAAAAUAAAAAAAAACAAAAUAAUAUGAUAUUAUUAGGUAUAUCUACUUUCGAGUCUACCGACGAUAAGACGAUAUCGAGGAUUUUUAAUAUUUUAAAAUAAUUACCUAGAGAGGGCAUUAUACAUCGUUGAUUUGACAUAUGUAUUUUUUAAACAAAACUGUUUAUAUUUUUUAGUUAUUCAUAUGAAAAAAUAAUUCCAAUGCAUUUAUAGAAAUGACGAAGAUUAAGACGAAGAUUGCUUUUUUCCUAGAUCGUAGUUCUACGUUUCGUACGACAAUGUGAUAUUACCGAUUAAAAUCAUCGGUUUUUUUCUAUGAGAUUGCGACGAACCAUUUUUACACUUUGAAGAAGCAAACUAAUCAUUUUUUUGUAAUUUUAAAUUAAUUUUCGCGCGAGUAAAAAUGUAUAUUUGACAUCAAAGUUAAAUCGUCUGAACGAUUAGAAUCGAUCAAUAAAAUAUCGCGUCCAUUUUUCCACUUCCUCGAACAAAAAUCUGUCCCUAAACUAUUCCCAAAGUAACCGAACGUUCGAUGAAUCAGAAUUCAUCGUGUUUUAAGUGGGCAGGCAAUAUAAUAAUGAGUUUUUUAAUGAUUAUAUAAUAUUACAUAAGUCGUUAAUAAAUGAGCGUAGACGUAGAAUAUCAUUUUAUACUAAAAAAAAGACUUUACGAAUAUAAGACGGGUAGCUAUUAUUGAUUUAGGUCUCACAAAAAAAAAUAAAAUGUAAUUA